CCCGCCCUCUGACUGCACAACAAGAACUAGUCCGGCAUAGGACUACGUAAGAUACUCACGAGGGACAAUGUCCGUUCAAAUGCGGCCUACAUGCAUUUUACCUUUGAUUUGUGUUAUUCUUCUGUGGGCACCUGGAUGUACAGCGCGCUACACAGCAAACUGGACCAGUCUGGAUGCCAGACCGCUGCCCAAGUGGUUCGACGAGGCAAAGAUCGGGAUCUUCGUCCACUGGGGGGUCUUCUCGGUCCCUGGCUUCGGGCAGUUUAGUGAGUGGUUUUGGUACUGGUGGCACUCCCAAAAGCGCGCUGAAGAAGUUAAGUUCAUGCAGAAGAACUACCCGCCGGGUUUUGAAUACGCGGAUUUUGCGUCCGAGUUUCGCGCAGAGUUCUUCGAACCAGACAAGUGGGCAGACAUAUUCAAAGCCUCUGGAGCAAGGUAUGUGGUUUUCACAUCCAAACACCAUGAAGGAUUCACAAACUGGCCCUCAGCGAGCUCUUGGAACUGGAACUCAAUGGAUGUAGGUCCUCACCGGGACCUGGUGGGAGAACUGGCUACAGCUAUCAGGAAGAAGUCCUUACACUUUGGUCUUUACCACUCUCUAUAUGAAUGGUACAAUCCUCUUUACUUGUUGGACAAAGGCUCUGGAUAUAAGACUCAGCAUUUUGUUGCCAAAAAGGCUCUGCCAGAGCUAGUGGAACUUGUGAUGUCAUACAAACCUGAUCUGAUCUGGUCUGACGGGGACUGGGAAGCACCAGAUACCUACUGGAACUCCACUGAGUUCCUGGCCUGGCUCUACAACGACAGCCCAAUCAAGGAUGUGGUGGUGACCAAUGACAGGUGGGGUAACGGCUGCUACUGCAAACAUGGGGGCUACUACAACUGUGCUGACAGGUACACGCCUGGUAAACUUCCAGACCACAAAUGGGAGAAAUGCCAGUCCAUUGACAGCCGUUCCUGGGGUUACCGAAGAGACAUGAUGCUGAGCGAACUCAUGGACCUGCCCUCCAUCAUUAAGGACAUGGUGUAUGUAGUGGCAUUGGGUGGUAACUACCUGCUGAACAUUGGGCCGAUGUCAGAUGGCAUGAUUGCCCCGGUGUUUGAGGAGAGGCUGAGGGGACUUGGUGCCUGGCUGGGGAUUAAUGGGGAGGCCAUCUAUGCUUCCAAACCCUGGAGGGUCCAGACGGAGAACAGCACUGUCACUGUCUGGUACACUGCUAACAACAAAACCGUGUACGCCAUAAUCCUUGGCUGGCCUUCCAAACAACUACUUCAGCUCACAGCACCAAAGACGACGGCAGCCACACAAGUUACACUUCUGGACUACCCUAAACUCCCAUUGAAGUGGACACCAAUGACACCGACAGCUGGACUGACGAUUGUUAUGCCUACAAUGCCAGCAUCUCCUGGGGAUGCCUGGACUCUAAAACUGGAGGGAGUAGUCUAACGUCAAAGAGCUGUAACAAAAGACAGUCUUUAGGUCAAUGGACGUGUCUGUUAACACCUUGCUUUACUGUGUGUGCAAUAGCAAAUGAAGUAAUCAAUGGGAUUUAAGUGGGAUUUCACUGUGCAUUUAGCACGCACCGUAAUAUUAAAAGGUUGUCAACUUAAAAAAUGUACUGCUAUUAGAUAAUCUCUAUCAAUUCUCUUUAUUGAGCUCCUAUGUUAACUUACCCUGUGUUUUAGUGAACAUGAUUUUCUUUGUAUUUUCCCAGUGUAAGGAUGAGUGAAGUAGUUACAUUUGACCGUAUAGUUGCACUGAGCACAUUGUGUGCCUUUGAAAGAGAUUUCAACAUAUCCUGUUUACUCUUUUGCACAGAUUUUUACAUCUGCAUGUACAAGAUUGUUUUUAAGAGUCUCAUCACUGUGAUGAAUGGUUCUUUUAAAUCUUUUAGGGUCUGAAUAUAAUAUGUGCCAAUGUGUUUUUUAUUAUGGAGUCCAACAUGUGACAGUUGGGUAUACGUAUUAUUAACAUAGUUGUAUGUUUCUUUUUCUGUGAGGGAUUAUUUUGUAACGGUUUGUUUCUUGAUUUUACCAUGUGAUAGGCUUCUUCCACCAUCGCCUGGAUGACGCUGUUCUCUGUAAUGUAAAUGUACAUUAAUCAAUUGAAUCAAAAGCGGGAAGGACAGGGAUUUUAAAAGGUUGUCAAAAUAAACAAUCCAACAUUG
This is a messenger RNA of Etheostoma cragini (Arkansas darter), 2165 nucleotides long. Its product is annotated as tissue alpha-L-fucosidase-like. Lineage: Eukaryota; Metazoa; Chordata; Actinopteri; Perciformes; Percidae. The transcript has 7 exons. Gene Ontology annotation, biological process: fucose metabolic process; glycoside catabolic process. Gene Ontology annotation, molecular function: alpha-L-fucosidase activity. Gene Ontology annotation, cellular component: lysosome. The record is from RefSeq and is a predicted model, not a curated record. The coding region runs from base 68 to 1444 and encodes 458 amino acids.